CCACCUCCCUCUCUCGCAGUCAAGACGCUCCAAACUUGCGGAGCGCACCGCGGAAACUCUCCAAAGAGUUUCCAGCUCCUGCUUCAGGACUGCACCGAGUUAAAGGAGCCAGAAAAAAGUUUCAGACAGACACAAACUCAGCCGCGGAGAGCGUCGGGAAUGGCGAAGGGGCGGAAUGGUCCUCCAGCCGCGCGGCACAUGUGAGCCAAGAGGCCACCGGUAACGUUUCUUUUUAUUUCAAAGUUGACGGGGAAAGGGCAGUGAGAAGCGAGAGUGAAGGAGACACAUCUGAGAGCUGACUGUCAGGAGUGUGUGCUGUCACCCCGACACGAUGGUUUGUCUGCCGAGACUCAGCUGGGUCUUCCUGAGCGCUCUCCUGCACACUGUGGCACCCUGGGGCGCACACCGACCGGACAGACCGAGGCAGUGCGACACACCAAAGUCGCAAAGUGACAUGAACUCUUUUCUGUGGAGAGUAAAGCGUGCACCUCCUCACCCACCUGCUUACUUAUUUGGCACCAUCCACGUGCCCUACACUCGAGUCUGGGACUUCAUCCCAGACAGGUCCAAGCAGGCUUUCCACAACAGCCGCAAUGUGUUCUUUGAGCUGGACCUGACCGACCCUCUGACCAUCUCCAAGCUGACCAGCUGCCAGCUGCUGCCCCACGGAGAGAACCUGCAGACCCUGCUACCUCGAGACUUGUACCGCCGCCUCAAACGCCACCUGGAUUACGUCAAACACAUGAUGCCUUUCUGGAUGACCGCUGACCAGCGUGGGCGCGGCCUGUAUGCUGACUACCUGUUCAAUGCCAUUGCGGGAAACUGGGAGAGGAAAAGGCCGGUGUGGGUGAUGCUGAUGGUCAACUCGCUGACGGAGUGGGACGUUCGGACCAGGGGGACGCCUGUGCUGGACCUGUUUUUGGCUCAAGAGGCUGAGAGGAUGGGAAAGACGACCGGGGCGGUGGAGCGGGUGGAGGAGCAGUGUCACCCCCUCAAUGGACUCAACUUUUCUCAGGUGCUGUUUGCUUUGAACCAGACACUGCUGCAGCACGAGGGCGUCCGAGCAGGCAGCCUGCAGGGCUCCUACACUACCGAGGACCUCAUUACUCACUACAACUGUGGAGACCUCAGCUCCAUCAUCUUCAACCAUGACACCUCACAGCUGCCUCACUUCAUCAACAGCUCCCUGCCAGCUCAUGACCGCAUGACCGCCCUGCAGAUCGACAGCUACUUCCGCCAGGAGCUCAUUUACAAACGCAACGAGCGAAUGGCUCGCCGUGUGUCUGCCUUGCUGCAGAGAAAUCCCAACCAGACAUACUUUUUUGCUUUCGGUGCAGGUCACUUCCUGGGAAACCACAGUGUACUGGACAUCCUGAGACAGGAAGGCUACGAGAUCGUCCACGUGCCCCCCGAUCACCAAGAGCCGGUCACAGAGAGCAAACCAGCUAAAGAGCCUGCAGCACGGCCCAGCGAAGAGGGCACCGUCACCAGCACGAUAUCUCCCGACAGCUGGCUGACCAGUCCAACAGACAUGGAGCUGGAGCUGGACGACCCAGAGAACAUGCCCGGCCUCGGAGACGAGGAGCUGCCUCACAUUCUGCUCCCCGACAGCCUGAGCCAGCUGGAGGAAUUUGGACGGCACAAGAGGCCUCGCAAAGUUCACCGCGGCCACGGGAGGCCCCGCCUCUUCAGUGACCUGUGGGUUCGCAUUGGGGAUAGCACUACUCCACCACCUAAUGUGAGGAUAAUAAAUGGCUAUGUGACAGUGGAGCCUCCGCUGACUCAUCAAGAGCAGCACAGACGGAUGGAGAUCUCCGCCACAGAGCAACAUCCCAGCCCAGCUUCCUCCACUCCGCCCAACCCCAGCUCAGCGCAGCCAGCCUCGGUCCACAGCACGCUCACACUGGCUUGUAUUUUAGCCUGGCUUCUAUCACACAUGCUGUUGACCUCCUGACCACAAGACAGCGUUAUCUCACAGACAAACACCACAGACACUACUGCCUCCAUACCAGAGCAGUGGAAUGUACCUGAUAAACAAGGACAGACCAUCAGCACAUGCAGAAAAGAGAUGGAGGAACAAUGGCCGAGCCUGCUGUCGGCCUCCAACUACAGGGAGGGGAUCAGCUCCAGCCUGCCCAAGUCUUAACAAAACUUGUCAAGUCUCAAAAUGUGUGGAAGAGAUCUCAGUCACGACACAAGCAACGGAUGAACUGUGUUGGAGUCUUCAAAACUCCUGAAAGUAUUAUGGUAGAAUAACAAACUUAGCACAAUGAAGAGCUGUAAUUCUGAAGAGUUUGUGAGGUGGGACUUUCUAAUGAAAACUGUAAUACUGUAUAGAAGAAAAAGACAUUAAUAAUGAGAGUAGGACAUACUAAUACCAGUUAUAACUCUGUGAUAAAUGAGUUGAAUGCUUACAGUCAAACAGUACUGUGUAGGAGGUGGAGCACUCAGUUGCCACUUUUUUGUAAAUUGUGCAUUUUGUUCAUAAAGAAAAUUGUAUAUUUAUUAUUUGUGGAAGAAAAGAGUAUAUUUUCUUGCUUUUUAAAGAUAAAUAAAAAAAAAAAAACUAAUAAAGUGUAACAAGACUU
Messenger RNA from Perca fluviatilis (European perch), 2588 nucleotides. It is a transcript of the gene trabd2b, whose product is annotated as TraB domain containing 2B. The transcript is spliced from 7 exons. Gene Ontology annotation, biological process: negative regulation of Wnt signaling pathway. The record is from RefSeq and is a predicted model, not a curated record. Gene Ontology annotation, cellular component: organelle membrane. NCBI's taxonomy places the organism in Eukaryota, Metazoa, Chordata, Actinopteri, Perciformes, Percidae. Bases 332 to 1954 code for a protein of 540 amino acids. Gene Ontology annotation, molecular function: Wnt-protein binding; metalloendopeptidase activity.